This is a messenger RNA of Mytilinidion resinicola, 1050 nucleotides long. RefSeq lists its product as uncharacterized. The record is from RefSeq and is a predicted model, not a curated record. NCBI's taxonomy places the organism in Eukaryota, Fungi, Ascomycota, Dothideomycetes, Mytilinidiales, Mytilinidiaceae. The transcript has a single exon. The coding region runs from base 291 to 950 and encodes 219 amino acids.
CCUUAAGACAGGCCAUUGCCGCCUCAACAUCACAUCAUGCGCAUCGCCAUCGCAGGAACGGGCGAUCUAUCAAAAACAUUUGUCGAAGAGUUCCUGAAAGCGUCCCAUGAGGUUAUCGUACUAGCACGCGGACCGAGAGAAUGGUUCAUGCAGCCCGAUGCAUCUCUACGCCAAACCGACUACUCAGUGCCAUCAUUGCUGCAGUGCCUAAACGACUGCGACGGCUUGAUCUCCGCUAUCCAGGAUAACGAGAUGACGAACGUUACUGCCCACCUCGCGAUGUUGGACGCAUGCAAGAAGAGCCCAAAGUGCAACGCUUCAUCCCAUCCGAGUACAUCGGCAACGUGGACGACUACCCAGAGCAGCCGGAGUUCUACUUCGCCAACCACCAACCCAUCCGGGAUGCGCUUGCCGCGCAGAAGGAUAUCGAGUGGACGCUUUUCAAUCUGGGCUGGCUUGCGGAUUAUGUCGUGCCUGAGAAAAACCGUUACAUCAGGAACAUUGACGACGCGCAUCCUGUCAACUUCAACGAUAAGACGAUGAUCAUACCAGGCGCGGGUGAUGAACCGAUCACUUUCACCACUGCUAGAGACGGUGCUAGGGCUAUCGCUCAUCUCUUCAAUGCUCCGGCUUGGGAGCCCGUCACGUAUGUUUCUGGGGAAGCAACUACAUGGAACCAGGUCAAGGAUCUACUGGCGAAGCACGGCCACCAGCUUAGGCUCAGCUAUCGUCCAACGGCGGAACUUGUGGAUAUCGUAUCAAAUCCGACAUCUCACACAGCAGAUGAUGUUACUGCUGCCCAGUUUGGCAUGUGGUCAGCGUCCGGAUCAACCCGCGUGCCGGAAGAGAAGGCUGCUGCUCACAAAGAGAAAUACUUUGCGGGUCUACGGUUCCAAUCUCUAGAGGAAAUCAUAUCGACAACGGAGAGAGACACCGAGACCGUCAUCUAGUUAUACUUUUCACUUAUAAUACACGGCUGAGAAUGACAAUGAAUAAAGAUUCUCAACGCCUUUCUGCCAAUGUAUCCACCUUAUCUAUCACAAAAUCAAU